AUGCCACGUGAAGGGGCAAGCGGUCUGUGGCGCUCAGAGGACAUGAUUCGUCUUGACAUCGUCACACAACGGGAGGUUCUGUACGACACAGUGGUCUCCAUUGGGUUGCUUGGAAAGGCGCAAUUUGUGGAUGUGAAUGGCAGCGAGACCGCCUUUAUGCGGCCAUACACAACUGAAAUUCGUAGAUGUGACGAGCUGGAGAGAAAGCUCUCUAUAAUCAAGGCAGAACUGGAGAGGGAGAUGGACGUGAACGAACAGGAGCUUCCCGCAUUGGGUAGCCCUGACGAUGUCAGAAGACUUUUGUGUGGCACCGUGAUUGAGGAUGAAGAAGCGGUGGAUGCCUUGCUGGAAGAAUUAAAAGUUGUGAAUGCCUCGCUUCAGGGUCUGCGACGUGAGAUGAAUUUGCGCAUGGAAUUGUCUCUGCUACACACACAAAUGCAGAAUUUCCUGCCAUCCCCCCUUUCGCAACCUUCUGAUGCAUUCUUGCAGACACCGCACGUAUUAGGGAUGGUGGAUGCAACCCGAGAGGAGGUUAUUUACGCAAUGACAUACCGUGCAACCAAAGGAAACACCCUCAUCGAGCUGGAUAACGAGCACGUUAUGCUUCUUGACCCAUUGACUGGCGAGCGAUGUAUUGCCAAAACCCCCUUCGCAGUAUUUACCUCUUCGCCUGCUGUACAGAAGCGGGUAGAGCGUCUCAUCCUCAGUCUUGGAGCGACCAUUUAUUCUUUGAGGGAAGUCUCGCAGACAACGCGGGAAGAACAUGAACGCGAAAUGAAAGAGCUACAACACAUGUACGAGCAGAUGCAGCUGCGAAAAGUGGAGCUGCUUCAAAAGCAUAUUCGCGUCCAUUCCACUUUUCUUCAAGUUGUUCAAAUGAAGAAGAAGAUUUUCACAAUCAUGAAUUUGUGCAUUGUGUGUGGUUCUACGUGCACUGCCUCUGCAUGGAUUCCACGAAAGCAUGCUGAGGCUCUUCGUACAGCUAUAAGGGAAGCCGUGCACACGGCUGCAGGCAAUGUGGCUUCCGUGGUCUUAACUCACCCCUCACAAAGUAAUCCUCCCACAUGUUUUGAGACCAAUAAAUUUACGUGCGGUUUCCAGAGUCUCGUGGAUAGUUAUGGCACAGCACGAUACAAGGAAGUAAACCCGGGAGUUUUUACAAUUGUGACCUUUCCGUACUUAUUCGGCAUUAUGUAUGGUGAUAUUGGUCACGGCAUGUUGUUGUUUUUUUUUGCUCUUUAUUUGGUCUUGAAGGAAAACAGUUGGAACGGCUGCCAUUUAAAUGAAAUGUUUGCCAUGCUUUUUGGUGGGCGCUACUUAUUGUUGCUGAUGGGACUCUUUUCAAUUUACAUGGGGGCUCUCUACAACGAUUUCUUUGGGUUCUCGAUUGGACCGUUUUCUAGCGCCUACAUCUGGCCCCCCAUUGACGAACAAAAUGGGACCGUUCACCCACUAGGCAUGAACAAUAGGACGGGUGUUUAUCCAGUGGGACUUGAUGUUGCGUGGACAGAGACUGAGAACAAGUUGGAGUUUUACAACUCUGUCAAAAUGAAGUGUGCAGUCAUUGUUGGGGUGGUUCAGAUGCUCGUAGGAAACAUUAUAUCGCUCCUUAAUUACAUAUACAAUCGCGACCUUUCCAAGGCUUUGUUUCUCUUCAUCCCUAAGGUGGUAUUUCUGCUUUCCACAUUUGGUUACAUGUCGCUUGCUAUCGUGAUGAAAUGGUGUACCAGUUGGGAGAACACAAGUGAGGCGCCAAGUAUCCUGGAAAUGAUGACAAACUUCUUCUUACAGCCUGGCACUGUGACACAACCUCUUUAUAGGGGUCAGACAUUGGUUCAGGUCAUACUACUACUUACAGCCUUUGCCAUGGUUCCUGUGAUGUUAAUUAUGAUGCCUUUUCUAGAGGCCUGUAAACACAUAGGAGUGUCUAGGGAGUAUUGCACAUUUUCAGACCAUAUUUCAUCGGCAAUAAAUAUGAGUAAUUCAUUUAUGAACGAGGAACAAACAGCCGCCGUUUCUAUUGAGCAUCGGAGUGGUCUCUCUCCAGGUGGUUUAGAAGCUGAGUGGAGAGAUCAUUCAGAUGUAGUUUCAGACAAUGGUCGCUUUGAAGAAGCAUCUGCUGAGCAUGCUCAGCACGGUAUUGGUGAUGCUCAUGCUGCUGCUACGGAUCAUACAGCUGGUGAUAUGGAGACGGAGCAUCCUUUUAACCUAUCUGAGGUUAUUAUUCAUUAUAUGAUAGAUACUAUCGAGUACGUUCUUGGAUGUGUAUCGAAUACUGCAUCGUAUCUUCGAUUGUGGGCUCUUUCAUUGGCGCACGCUCAACUGUCCGAGGUCUUCUUUACCUUUGCGGUGGUAAAGGUGCUUAAUGUAGAUACAACUGGUGUUUUUAUUGCUGCAGGAGUUGCCGUCUGGCUUGGGGUGACCCUGGCGGUGCUUGUGGGGAUGGAGGCCCUUUCUGCUUUCCUGCAUGCGCUCCGAUUACAUUGGGUGGAGUUUAACAACAAGUUUUAUAUCGGUGAUGGCCUGGCGUAUGAACCAUUUGGAUUGGCUGCCCAAGCAGAGUAG
This is a messenger RNA of Trypanosoma rangeli, 2565 nucleotides long. Its product is annotated as putative vacuolar proton-ATPase-like protein. Gene Ontology annotation, molecular function: proton-transporting ATPase activity, rotational mechanism; ATPase binding. The transcript has a single exon. Gene Ontology annotation, biological process: proton transmembrane transport; vacuolar acidification. The record is from RefSeq and is a predicted model, not a curated record. Gene Ontology annotation, cellular component: vacuolar proton-transporting V-type ATPase complex; vacuolar proton-transporting V-type ATPase, V0 domain. Lineage: Eukaryota; Euglenozoa; Kinetoplastea; Trypanosomatida; Trypanosomatidae. The coding region runs from base 1 to 2565 and encodes 854 amino acids.